UUGUUUGUUUGUGCAUAUUUCCAGAAUGGAUGUCCAAAGAUUCUGGUUUGCUGGUCAGAUGUUUUGCCCUUUGUUCUUCGUGCUUAUGGCGCACAGCGCUUAUGGAGACAUGAGUUAUUCUUUUCCGGAGGAGAUGAAACGCGGAUCUGUGAUUGGAAAUAUAGCGAUGGAUCUCGGGCUUGAUGUGAACAGACUAUCAUCUCGAAAGGCUCGAAUUGAUACUGAAGGUAACAGAAAACGAUAUUGUGAUAUUAAUCUGAAUACUGGAGAACUGAUCGUAGCGGAGAGGAUCGACAGGGAGGAGAUUUGUAAUGAGGGGCUUUCAUGUUCUCUUAAUUUCGAAUUGGUUCUAGAACACCCUCUGGAAAUGCAUCGUGUUACAUUACAAAUUCAAGAUAUUAACGAUAACACACCGACAUUUCCUAAAGACGAAAUAAAGCUCGAAAUAAGUGAGAGUGCUGAUAAAGGUGCUCGGUUUCGCGUGAAUGAGGCCCAUGAUGCGGACAUAGGAAAGAAUGGCGUACAAAGAUAUUCGAUAGAAAAGAACGACCAUUUUAUUUUAUCUGUAAACACAAAGGCGGACGGGGGUAAAAAUAUUGAGUUAAUGCUGGAGAAAGAGUUGGACCGUGAGCAGCAAAAAGAGGUGAAUUUAAUUGUCACUGCGGUUGAUGGCGGGACUCCACCGAGAUCAGGUACUGUAGCCAUACACGUCACUGUACUGGAUGCUAAUGAUAAUGCUCCAGUCUUUAGUCAGGCCGUCUAUAAAGUCAGUCUGCCUGAAAAUUCUCCUGUAGAUACUGUAGUGGUUACUGUGAGCGCUACUGAUGCUGACGAGGGACAAAAUGGAAAAGUGACUUACGAGUUCAGCCGUAUCUCUAAAAUUGCAAAAGAGUUAUUUGAUCUAGAUCAAAAUAGUGGAGAGAUUAACGUUAAAGGCCCUAUUGAUUUCGAGCAGGCGUUACGGUAUGAAAUGAUUGUUGAGGGAAAGGAUGAAUCUGGGCUUUCUACGGACACCAAAGUAAUAAUAGAAAUUACAGAUGUUAAUGACAAUGACCCUAUUAUAGUAAUUAAGUCGUUGAACAGCCCCGUGCCCGAGAAUGCGUCACCCGGUACAGAGGUUGGCAUCAUUAAUGUGCAGGACAGAGACUCUGAGAAUAACGGACAGGUGCGCUGCUCCAUUCAGCAAAACGUCCCAUUUAAACUCGUCCCUUCAAUCAAAAAUUACUAUUCUCUGGUGACCACAGGUGAAUUAGACCGCGAGCUGGUGUCUGAUUAUAACAUCACAAUUACUGCUACUGAUGAGGGCUCUCCACCUUUAUCUUCCACUAAGAAUAUUCACUUCACUGUAGCGGACGUGAAUGAUAACCCACCUGUAUUUGAGGAGCAGAAUUACAGAGCUAAUGUGCAAGAAAAUAACAAACCGGGCUCCUCUAUUUGUUCAGUAUCAGCUACAGACCCGGACUGGAGACAGAAUGGCACUGUAGUUUAUUCUCUGUUGCCCUCUGAUGUCAAUGGCGCACCGGUGUCCUCCUUUUUAUCCAUUAACGGAGACACCGGGGUUCUUCAUGCCGUGAGGUCGUUUGAUUACGAGCAGUUGAGAAGUUUCAAAGUGCUCGUGUUAGCCAGAGACAACGGGUCUCCUCCUCUGAGCAGUAACGUGACCGUGAGUGUCUUCAUAACGGAUGAGAAUGACAACUCCCCUCAGAUAUUAUACCCCUCUCCGGAAGGGAACUCCUUGAUGACCGAGAUGGUCCCCAAAGCUGCGCAGGCGGGCUCCCUGGUCUCCAAGGUGAUCGCCGUGGACGCGGAUUCUGGACAGAACGCGUGGCUCUCGUAUCACAUUAUUAAAGCGACUGAUCCGGGACUUUUCACUAUCGGUGUCCACAGCGGAGAGAUCAGGACGCAGCGGGACAUUUCUGAAUCUGACAGCAUGAAACAGAACCUGAUUGUCUCCGUGAGAGAUAACGGACAGUCCUCUCUCUCAGCCACGUGCGCAUUGUAUUUACUGAUAUCAGAUAACUUGGCUGAAGUUCCUGAACUGAAAGACAUGUCUCAUGACGAGAGCAGCUCCAAACUGACGUUUUAUUUGAUCAUCGCGCUGGUGUCCGUUUCCACUUUCUUCCUCACCUUCAUCAUCAUCAUCCUGGCCGUGAGGUUUUGUCUCAGGAGAAAGCCCAGACUGUUGUUUGAUGGAGCUGUAGCCAUUCCCAGCGCGUAUCUCCCUCCAAAUUACGCAGACGUGGAGGGCGCGGGAACUCUCCGCAGCACUUACAAUUAUGACGCAUAUUUGACCACGGGCUCGCGCACUAGUGACUUCAAGUUCAUCAGAUCUUAUGAGGGCACGCUGACCUCUGACCUGACUCUGAAAAAGACUCCGUCCUCUGUGGAUGAUCUUGAAGGGCUUGAUACGGAAAUUGGUGAUUCGUUCCAGGUAGGACUCAAGAAAUCUUUAUUUUUGUAA
Molecule: messenger RNA, 2461 nt
Organism: Xyrauchen texanus (razorback sucker)
Lineage: Eukaryota; Metazoa; Chordata; Actinopteri; Cypriniformes; Catostomidae
Product: protocadherin beta-15-like
Exons: 1
Coding region: 26-2461 (811 amino acids)
Biological process (GO): homophilic cell-cell adhesion
Cellular component (GO): plasma membrane
Molecular function (GO): calcium ion binding
Source: RefSeq, a predicted model, not a curated record